AUGAGUUCUUCAUCAAACUCUCGUGAACCUUCACCAUCUAUGAAACAAACUUUACCAAACGAUUAUGGAGCACCUAUUGAAUAUUUCUUACGAGCUGCACAAUGGCAAAGAGCAGUCUCACCAAGGUUAGGUGUUCCACCAGCUCCUGUCAAAAAUAGCAUUUGGUCACGUCCUUAUAUAAGAUAUGGUCUCCCACUAGGUUUGCUAGCUACAGCAGGAGCAGUUAUGAUGUUGAAAAGAAAUAAAGCAAAUGUUGUAAAUAAUACUGAAGUAGCUGAAGUUAAACAAACUCCAACACCUUCGCCAAAACCAACGCCUUCACAAGCAAAACCUUCAAUGACUCCUGAACCUAUGGAAGUACAAACUCCUGUUCAAAAGUCAACUCCUAAACCGACUCCAACAUUUAAACCAGAACCUACUCCUCAAAUAAAUCGUAAAACUCCUGCGUUUCCUUACUGA
This is a messenger RNA of Trichomonas vaginalis G3, 459 nucleotides long. RefSeq names its product repellent protein 1 family. Bases 1 to 459 code for a protein of 152 amino acids. The record is from RefSeq and is a predicted model, not a curated record. NCBI's taxonomy places the organism in Eukaryota, Parabasalia, Trichomonadida, Trichomonadidae. The transcript has a single exon.